AACAUGGAGGAAAUGACUAUGUAGAGUAAACUUCACUUUCUCUUAUUCACUGUAGUUUGCGGAUUCGUCGUCCCCAGGGUCGACCGGUAAAUACACCUGGACACUGUUUUCCUUGGUGUCGACAGGCCUAUUGUUGAAUCAUCUAAGUGGUCGCCGGAGCAGCCGCGGAAACAGCGAGAAGCGUUUAUGACAGCGCUCUGCAUGUGCUUGUUGAGACAGCUGUGAGUGGCAGUCAGUCUGGCUGUGUUGAGCCAGUGGAGAUGGGAGCCAAUACCAGCCAGGUCAGCGACCUUUCUGAGAACCCCAGCCUCAAGACUUUGGUCGGCACCGAAUCUAUAUCAGAGAACGACCCUUUCUGGAACCAGCUCAUCUCAUUUACCUUCAUCAGUCCCACCUGCAGUGGAGAUUCUAAGCUCUUGGAGGAAGCUGUUAUUCCCCUGGCAAAGACUCUCAUUGAAAACAAUCCAAGAACGGGGAAUUUCGGUGCCCUUGUGAGGAUUUUUCUUGGACGAACCAAAGAGCUGAAAAUCUCGACAGAAUGUCAGGAUCAAUUGUUCAUCUGGCAGGCCCACAAUGCUCUUUUUAUGAUUCGCUGCUUGCUGAAGGUGUUCAUCCGGGAGAUGAGCGAGGAGGAGUUGCACCUACAGUUCUCCUACCAGGAGAGGGUGCCAGGCUCCUGUGGAGAUUCUGGCGACGAUGACCUUCUGGAGGAGCUGUUGUCAAACCUCAUUCACCUGAUAGUUGAAGUGCCCCUGCUGGACAUCACCUACAGCAUCCUGUUUGAAGCUGUGACCACACUGCUGGUGUUCUUCUCAUACCAAUUAUUCUACAAAGACAUCCUGAGAGACAGUUUAAUAUAUCAGCACAUCAUGAAGGGACGAUGUUUAUCUCUCACGAGUCGGCUGGUGAAAACCCUGCUGUACAACUUCAUCAGACAGGAAAAAUGCCCCCCUCCAGCAACCCACAUCUUUGAGCCGAAAUCAGAAGGCGGUCUGCUUUACGGCCUGGCAUCCGGUGUCGCAAGUGGUUUGUGGAGUGUCUUUACAUUGGGGGGAGCUGGCAGCAAAGCAGGAGUGGAACAGGAACACAAUCCUUUACCUUUGUCCAAUCAGAGCCUCUUGUUACUGCUGGUCCUUGCCAAUCUGACAGAUGGACCUGACUGGCCAAACCCCUACCGCCAGGCAAUCAUGUGUUUCAGAAACACACAAGACACAUUGUCGAUGCCUGCGGAGCAACCUCACACUUUCCAGAUCAAUUUCAACAGUCUGUACACAGCGCUGUGUGAGCAGCAGCACUCCGACCAGGCCACACUUCUGCUCUACACCCUGCUCCACCAGAAUGCCAACAUGAGGACGUAUAUGCUCUCCAGAACCGACAUGGACAAUCUGGUUUUGCCCAUUCUGGAGAUCCUCUAUCAUGUGGAAGAAAGAAAUUCCCAUCAUGUCUACAUGGCCCUCAUUAUCCUGCUCAUUCUUACAGAAGAUGAUGCAUUCAAUCGCUCCAUCCACGAGGUGGUAUUAAAGAACAUUUCAUGGUACACAGAGAGGUCAUUGACUGAAAUCUCACUGGGUAGUUUGCUCAUUCUUGUUGUGAUUCGCACCAUCCAGUUCAAUAUGACUCGGACAAGGGAUAAGUAUCUUCACACCAACUGCCUUGCUGCACUAGCAAACAUGUCAGCGCAGUUUCGGUGUCUCCAUCAGUACGCUGCUCAGCGCAUCAUCAGUUUAUUCGCUUUGCUUUCCAAAAAGCACAACAAGGUCCUGGAGCAAGCAACACAAAGUCUGAGAGGGAGACAGGGAGACAACACAGCCUUGCCCGACUAUGCUCAGGACUUGAAUGUGAUCGAAGAAGUCAUCCGCAUGAUGCUUGAAAUCAUCAACUCCUGCCUGUGCAACUCUCUCCACCACAACCCCAACCUGGUUUACGCGCUGCUCUACAAGAGAGAACUCUUUGAGCAGUUCCGGACUCACCCAUCCUUCCAGGACAUCAUGCAGAACCUGGACACGGUGAUCGGCUUCUUCAGUCAGCGUCUGGAGCAGGCAGGAAGUGACCUGUCCGUGGAGAGGGUUCAAGAGGUCAUCAUGAAAGGCGCCCAGGCUCUGCCUAAAGACAGACUGAAGAAGUUCCCAGAGCUCAAAUUCAAGUACGUUGAAGAAGAUCAGCCCGAGGACUUCUUCAUCCCUUACGUCUGGUCCUUGGUCUUCAACUCUGCAGUCGGCCUCUACUGGAGCCCACAAGGCAUUGAGCUCUUCAGCAUGGACUCCGGCUAAGGCCCUCCUCACCUCGGUGUGCAGUGCGAGUGUGCUCGUCCUUGUUCAGUGGAUCAGCCAGACUGGCGGUGUGCGCAUCCAUGUGCAUAUUAGCCCUUCUAUCACGUUCACGCUGCUUUGGAAGUGCCUCGACCUUGUACAGGAGUCUUUUGAAAUGCAGCCUGUUUCCCUCCUCUUCCUCGUUCUCCUCCCGCUUCCUCACUGUGAAGCUUUGGCCUUUCAGAGCUCUUGCAGUGUUUGAGUGGGACACAGGUGGCGGCUUAUACUGUAGGUCUGUGAGUCAUUCAGCGUCUGAAAAUGAAGAAUCUGAUAUGAUGAAACUGUAUUUUUGUCAUGGCAUUUCUUAUUUAAAUCUACAAUACCCUAAAUUGGUAAUUUAUAUAACAAUUGCUCAAAAACGUCAUUGGAAAAUCUGAAUUUACUUUUUUUUUUUUAUGUAUAUAUAUUUUUUAUAUCUGAUAAACUGCCUGAAUCUGAAAUGACAAAUGUGGGUUUAUGACGCCCUGAAUGCUGCAUGCAUCAACCACAAAGCAACCCCUUAAACCAACCAACAAAGUGUUAAGUUUGGUCUUUGAUUUGCAAUAUUUGUUUUAUUGUGUUAGAUUCUUCAACAGUGGGGAUAGAGGAAAUCCUUUCAUUUGAAUACCAAAUGACCAACUGAUACAUACCUCUCGUCUUUCCACGUACAGGUCACUCACGUGUUCACCCUGGCUAUUCACCUCUGCACUGAAUCUUCAAUGAUACUAUGAAUAGCUCUCUAGUGGGCACCACUCCCGUAUGAUUUGCUCGGACGGUAGCUUAUAAAUACAGAACCGUCUCCUCAGUUUGCUAGCGAUGAAAGCAUCUGUUCAGACGUCAUCCAUCUGAGCUUCAUGAUUUUGGUUUUGUUUUUUGUUUUUUUUUCCCCUCUCUCUCUCUGUCUGGGUGAUGUUAGCAGCUGCACCUUCUGCUGUUGAGCCUUCCAGUUGCUUCCAGCUUUAUUUCUGUUUUUGCUACCCAUGGUGACUUGGAGAGAGACAAAUAGUUGAACCCUUGUCUCCUCAAUUGGUCGCUUUAUUUGCAUGUUUGUAUAAGUUAUUUAUUUCCGUGUGUAUUGGGUUUAUAUAUAUAUAUAUAUAUAUAUAUAUAUAUAUAUAUAUAUAUAUAUAUAUAUAUAUAUAUAUAUAUAUAUAUAUAUAUUGUAGUAUUCAGUUACUACAGUUAAUUGAAAAAAGCAAAGGUACUGAAGUCUUUCCAGGUGGGAAGUGGAGUUAUAUUAUUGAAAUAUAAUGUCAAUUAUGACAGUGGUUAAUACCUUUUGACUUUGGAAAUAGUAAUUAAAAUAAAAUGUUGAAGCUAUUUUAGUCCCCUGUUGUUAAUGUGAAGAAUCCUGAUCUCAAAGUUGUGCUUUGUUUUGACGUGUCUUGGUUCGUUGAAUGCUGAAGUGCCCAUCUCAAAUUUCAUUUAGCGCAUGAGUAUGCGAAGCAGUUAUUAAUUUAGAAUAUGUCGAUAACCUGGUUUCUGAGGAUUAUGACUUAUACAACCACAGCCCUGCUUUUACCCUCCAAUUCACGCCUGACCAUGGACAGGAUUUUGUUGCAUGUUAAUAAUUUAAAUGGGGUUAACGAUUUAAAGAUUUUAUUUUUAUCUGGAUCAAAAUGGUUUCCUUCACUCAAACCACUUAAAAACACAAACCUGAUGAGAUUGUCAGUCAAGCUUGAAAGGGCUGCGAAUAGAACCAUCAGAACCAGCUUCCAUAAUCAGCUAUGCGGCCUCUUGCUCACGACUCAUCAUGAGUAAGGGGCAGCAGAAAGACACGCGAGGCCACUUCUGAGGGGAAAAGUUUACAGCACAAAGGCAACACUGUGUCCCUGAGCUCCCACUCUCCGGGAGAAUUCCAUGUUUUUUUGAGUGUGUGUGUGUGUGUGUGUUUUUUAUUGUCUCAAAUGUAUCAAUGUUAAUGCCUGAAAUUCUCCUUCUCUGCAUUUAUUUGCGGUUUUCGUGGCGAGGUCAUUGUGAGGUUACGGCAUCAGUUUUGCGAGGCCCGCGCUCACCUGCUUGAUAAUGGCAGAUGGCUGAGCACAGGUUUACAAAGUGACAUGGUUCUCCUUGUUCCGGCGGUGAUGAUGGUGAGAAAGGAGGGAGGGAGGGCGAGGACAGGAGGUCAUUUUACCUCCAGCUCCCGUUUCAGGUGACAGCAGGAAGAUGGAUGAAGCAGGGGAUGCUGGGAUGGCUAGUUAAUUUUUUUUUUUUAGAGUCUGCUACAUUUUCCCUCAAGGUCUCAGCGAGAAUGUAUUGCGGCGCGCCGUGACCCCAGAGCCAGAGGUGGAGCUAGAGAGUGAUAUACGAAGGAGGGCACACGAGACCAGUUUGCUGGUGUGGUUCUCCGCUCACGACUGGUUCAGCCCCACUGACACAGAGCUCAUUAAUAUGACAGAUUACUGGGACAAUUAUGGAAGGUGGGAAGCAGUUUUAGGGUGAGGUCGCGGGGAGCUGGCGGCUGUGGGUCACUCGUCUGCAAACCUUCGGAGGGAAGAACUGGCAGAGUUCUCCCAUCUAUGCCAAAACAUAUCUUAUAAACAGGAGGCUGCAUCAAGCACCAUAACUAUGCACUGCAAGAUGGACAGAAAUCUGUCCUGAUGUUCCCCAAAGCUCGGUGGGAAUGAACGUCAGCAGUCGGAAAAGGUCCAAGAUUAAGGCACCAAGUCAGGCUGGGUCUAUGUGUCUGUGUGACACGGAAAGGUUUUUGUUUUUACUGAGAGAGUCAAGGAUGCCGGUCUGAAGGACGACAUUUAGCUCAACUUACAUGGGGCCAUCGCAGGUCCCUCCAAGUAUCCCACAAAAUAUGUUUGAAGUACAGUCAGAGCAAAAGUCAUUGGAUCCAGGACUCCAGACAGUUACUCCCAUUGAAAUGAAUGGAAAUACAAUGAAUCCAGCCCAGCAGAGACAGGGACUCAAGUGUCAAGUGGACACAGGUUGCACCUCAGUCGCACCUGUCAGUGACUUGACUUGGAUUCAAGGGCAAAUGACUUGUAAUUUGGGACUCUCAAACAAUAUCCAGUUUGUGUGGUUCUAUUCUGUUCUCAUGCUUGAUUCCCUGAAGCUCAUACGCAGCGUAAUGUAACAGGUCCAGUCGGCCACUGACAGUAUGCCUACUGGACCGGUUGCUGUGGUUCCCUUCCCAAGGUCAUGUUCAGCUUGAUGACCCAACGCUCUUGUCUUGAGUCCGCCAUCUUUGUGCCCCACUCAUUUGCCACCACUCGGAGGGUGUUUCCACCCGAGCCACUCAAUCCAUCUAUAAAGUAGUUUGUGGUUUUACUACAAGACGAACAGCCCCGGACAAAGACUCGCUGCUUCUCUGUUUGCUGCCAGGACUAUUUAGAGAUAAUCGUAUAUUGACCCAGAUCAGGAGGACUCAAGCUCCAAGUCACUUUUGUAUUUCCUUCAAGAAUGAACCUGUUCGGCAGUCAGAUCUGAAGUGAUGGGUUUUUUAAGCUGGAAAAAGUCAUCAUCUCCCUGAGCACAUUGUCUUGUCUCAGUCUUGUGGCACUGUGACAUUUACCAACAUGGGCUUUCCUGCUGGUUUCUCACUCAAUAUCAGAUGAGGUUUUUUCAUUAAAGUGGUCCUACUUUCAUUGCCCUGAUGUGGAAUCAUUCCUCAUCUUCUCACCGCAGUUCAGAUGGAAUCAGCCUCCAUAAUUGCAUAUGCAUGACCUCUUGUCUGGGAGCAGCCAGCGCAUCGAUAGAUGAUAGUAAAGGCCAGAGCUGCUAUCUGGAAUAUUAAUCAUUUUGUCUAUCCCUGUAACGUAGCUCUGCUGAGCCCGUGUUCUCGCCAUAAGCAGGUCUGCGCGGCCCUGGAGAGUUCACAGCAGAGGGUUUGAACUUUUGAAUGUAGCAGUCAACAAAUAUG
Molecule: messenger RNA, 6159 nt
Organism: Synchiropus splendidus (mandarinfish)
Lineage: Eukaryota; Metazoa; Chordata; Actinopteri; Syngnathiformes; Callionymidae
Gene: dym
Product: dymeclin
Exons: 17
Coding region: 261-2270 (669 amino acids)
Biological process (GO): Golgi organization
Cellular component (GO): Golgi apparatus
Source: RefSeq, a predicted model, not a curated record